Molecule: messenger RNA, 795 nt
Organism: Melampsora larici-populina 98AG31
Lineage: Eukaryota; Fungi; Basidiomycota; Pucciniomycetes; Pucciniales; Melampsoraceae
Exons: 3
Coding region: 1-795 (264 amino acids)
Source: RefSeq, a predicted model, not a curated record
AUGCUAUUGACAAUUUACAGUCAUUGGAGGCAACAGCCACGUGAAUCCUGCAACAAAAUCAUCAGAAAACUGGACCUGUUACUUGCCAAGGUGGAUACUGAGGGCCUGAAAUGGCUUUUUUUUUGUAUGAGUGAACUGGCUUGUGAAUGUCAAGAUAAUGUUUCAGUGGAUCAGUUGGAUGGAAAUUGUCUGUCUGGACAAUCACCUCUUCUGUAUUGGCCGAAGAUGCGGAAGUGUGCCUUGGAUGGAAUACAAAAUCCAGAACUUUUCAAAUUUGCUACCUAUGCAGCCUUGUCUUUUGUCACAAGUCUACAAUUCCUGGAGGAAGGCGGAGCCAUAGUUGCAAAAGACAAAGAAGGUGCUACAUAUGGAAAGCUCUCUUUAUGGCUAGCUCAAGUUUCAGAACGACAGGAAGAGAAAUCACCAGACAAAUUGAAAUCAAUUGCACUAUUCUACAUAGAUGCUCUGACAUACUUCCAAGACACACCUGGUUUGAUCUUCAAGGUGGUAUCCUACUGGUCGAUUGUAUCAAGUUUUGAAGAAGCUUGCUUCCCUAUGUUAACCAAAGAAAUGAAGCAAGUUCCUAGUCACAAGUUUAUACCAGUCAUUCCUCAGCUUUGUGAAUUACUACACUUCCCAGAAGCUGGAUUCAAAAUGGGUUUGAUGGAGAUCUUGACCAGAUUAUCAGAGGACCAUCAUUUCCAUUCAGUUAUGACCCUCUUAUAUCAUGCAAAAUUUGAACCAGGAAUAGAACUUGACAAACAAGCAGGGAAUCCAUCUGACCAAAGUCUUUGA